This is a messenger RNA of Daphnia carinata, 1862 nucleotides long. RefSeq names its product rho GTPase-activating protein 1-like (gene RhoGAP68F). The record is from RefSeq and is a predicted model, not a curated record. Bases 218 to 1669 code for a protein of 483 amino acids. Gene Ontology annotation, biological process: small GTPase-mediated signal transduction; negative regulation of endocytic recycling. Gene Ontology annotation, molecular function: GTPase activator activity. The transcript is spliced from 11 exons. Gene Ontology annotation, cellular component: cytoplasm. Lineage: Eukaryota; Metazoa; Arthropoda; Branchiopoda; Diplostraca; Daphniidae.
ACAUACACACUACAUAGGUCGGCACCAUUCGUGUGUGUAUUGUUAUGAGGGUUUGACAGCUGCCUGCGGCUAAAAGCUAUAGCAACAGAUUGAUUACAUACAGAAAAACGAUCUUCCGCUUCAGAUUGUAUAAUUUUUUCUGAGGUUACUGUUCUCUAAUCUAUCGAAAGAACUUUUGGAGAAACCAAUAUCAAAUGCCACAUCAACGAGUCAGGAAAUGAAUCGCGAUAAUCCCAGCAAACCGAAGUCUGCAAUACCUGCAUAUUUAGUAGGAGAUGCUGAAGAUCCAUAUCCUAGCCUUUCAGAUAUACAUGAUUAUGAGCCAAAUUUGGAAUUUGAUGAUUCUGAACUUCAACAACCAGUAAAUGCAGAAGGUGAUGCCAGUGGAAUAGAAGUAGAAGAAUUUCUAGAAACACCUGUGUCUGAUGGCACCAUUGAAGAAAAUUUUGAAGAGGCUUUUGGCUUGCCGUCUCUGAUUCCAGAAUAUCCAUCCCUAAUUCCUGCUUUAGGUGAACUUUCAAAAGAAGUUGUAGAUGAUUUCCUUGAUGUUGCUCAACAUAGAAUUGUGGAUGUGGUGGGUGACGACACUUAUGGACGUAAAGUUAUUGUUGUUUCUGCAUGCAGAUUACCAAGUAACAAAGUGUUGGAUCAUAAUAGAUUAUUGAGCUACCUGAUGCACACUUUAGACAAUUAUGUUGAAACUGAUUACACUGUUGUGUACUUCCAUCAUGGUCUCAACAGUCAGAACAAACCAUCUUUUCGAUGGCUUUUGCAGGCUUAUCGAGCUUUCGAUCGCAAGUACAAAAAAAACUUGAAAGCGUUGUACCUCGUACAUCCGACGAACUUCAUUCGAGUCAUUUGGCAAUUGUUCAAGCCAUUUAUAAGCAUAAAAUUCGGGCGUAAAAUGAUGUACGUCAAUUACCUCAGCGAACUGGGAAACCAUAUCCAUCUAAAUCAAGUUUGCAUACCACCUCCUGUUCUGACACAUGAUGCUAUGUUGGUGUCAAAAAAUGCAAAUAAAUCUGGACAGGAUUCUCAAGUGGAUUCCGCGUCCUCUAGCCAGCCUUUACCCACCCAACAAUUUGGUGUGUCACUGCAAUUUAUCAAGAACCACAACAACGGACAGGUGAUUCCGCCGAUAGUUUGCCGAUGUGUGGAAUUUCUUAGCCAACCGGAUGCUCUAGAAACGGAAGGGUUAUUCCGCCGUUCAGCAAGUGUAACAUUGGUUCGUGAUGUCCAGUCCCGUAUUAAUCGGGGUGAAACCAUUGACUUUCAGCAUGACUUUCCUGGUGAUUAUCAUCUAGCUGCAGUAACGUUAAAAACGUUUUUACGGGAACUAAAAGAACCCCUUAUGACUUUUGACUUGUUCGAUGAUAUCAUCAAUUUUCAGCGCUUAAACAAGGAGGAGCGUGCUCAAAUGGUGAAAACGCUUAUCUUGGAACGGUUGCCCGAAGAUAAUUACAUAUUGUUGAAAUACCUCGCACAAUUUCUUGCUAAAGUUCAAGACAGGAGCGACCUUAACAAAAUGACAUCUUUCAAUCUUGCUGUGGUGUUUGGGCCCAAUUUAGUCUGGUCUCAGAACCAGCAAAUGUCUUUAGCGGCCAUUGGUCCCAUUAAUGCCCUAACGGAGCACAUAUUGUCUCAUUAUGCAGAAAUUUUCAUCCUAUAAUUGAGACAUUCCAAUGGCCACCUAGUCUCGGCGACUGCUAUUUAUAUUUUGUUUUUGUUGUUUUCAUUUUGAGCCUCUUCAUUAUAAGAUUAGAAUCGUGCUUAUCAAGUUUAGUUCUCGGUUGUGUCAAGUGAGUGUUUUGCAGGUCAAGGUGUAUACAAAUACCUCUCAAAUUAUAUAUAUUCUGACAUCA